AUGGCGAGCACUACUCGCCCCCCUGAUAUCAACCAGGACGAGAACGGAGGGGAGGCCACAAAGAAGAACUACUAUGAGAUCCUCGGAGUGGACAAGGAUGUUUCUGGUGGGUCGAAGGGAGGUCUUCCAGCCUGCACAGAGUUGACCGGGGGUGCAGAUGCCCAGAUCAAGAAGGCAUACAAGAAGCUGGCGAUCAAGCUUCACCCCGACAAGAACAUUCAUGACCCUCAGGCUCAGCAGAAGUUCGCCCUGCUCAACGAGGCAUACACGGUGCUUAGUGAUCCUGAGAAGCGGAAAGAGUACGACGAGGGGAUAGCAGAGCAGGACGUGGGCGGGCAAGAAACUACAAAUGGGAUGGAGGAAACUUGUUCUUCAACGUUGGUCGCGUUUUUCUCUAUCCUGGGAUCUUUCUUUCCAGCCGAUCUCUUCGUUCAAUCUUCUUUCUACCUCAAGCACACAGAACUGCUCAUCGACCCUGCUCCCUCUCGUCUUCCAAAGGCUCACCUUGGAAUCUAUGGAUUUCUUGACGGUACCAUCGUCGAUCACUCCAACACCGUCUCAGCAGAUCGAGACGGUCAGCAAGUGUGCGCAGCACCCAUCGUCCCGGAGACCGCAGUUGCCUACUGGGCGGUUGCGUCAGACUGCUGCUCGCCCGGGAUAAUCACGUGCGCGGGCUGGAAGGAGAAGUGGGAACAGGGAGUGAACUGCAUCUACAGCACCAUCGCUACAGUCUCCGGUGGCACAGAGGUUGUCUCUCCGGUUGCGCUGGUUUGGACCAAGAACGCUGCCGACAAGAUCCGGCGCAUGUACGAGGUCCCAGCAUGGAUCUGGCUUGUGUGCGUCACAUGCCUGUGGCCUCUCCUCACUCUCCUCGGAUGGGCGAUCCUGUCGCUGGGGGCGUGCUUCUGCCAGGAGAGCUGUUGGUCGGACCUCAACAUCAUCGAGGAUUGA
Guillardia theta CCMP2712 is the source of this 951-nucleotide messenger RNA. RefSeq lists its product as hypothetical. Gene Ontology annotation, molecular function: misfolded protein binding; protein-folding chaperone binding. The transcript is spliced from 11 exons. The record is from RefSeq and is a predicted model, not a curated record. NCBI's taxonomy places the organism in Eukaryota, Cryptophyceae, Pyrenomonadales, Geminigeraceae. Gene Ontology annotation, cellular component: endoplasmic reticulum. Bases 1 to 951 code for a protein of 316 amino acids.